GAGUAGUGCUUUUUCCACCGGGUUGUGCGGAACGGCAGCCGCGUAGUAGCGCAUGCUGAAAACCGCCCCGCUAUCGAUCCGUCCACAGUCCCCAGCUUGCUCUCGCUUCUCCUCACAAGCCUCGCGCACGUCGCCACCGAGCAACCGUCCUGGCACACGUAUCGGCCGCGAUUUUAUAUACAUUUCCGCGUAACAACAUAUCCUUCCUCGUCCUUCCGUCUAGUUUGCCCGGCCGUUCAGGAGUGCACCAGCAGGUAGAAUCACCAGCGGCAGCGUUAUGGCACGUCGGGGCGAACACUGCAGGGCGAUUUUCCUACUGUGGUGUGUCACGGGCAUAGCGUUUAGUAUCCCCGUCCCUUCGCCGAUGCCGCGACAAGUGGAAGAGCAACGUUAUACCACACGUAGAAUGUCCAAAGUCUACCUGGAAUACCCGACUCCGAAGACGAGAUUACCCUUGCCGGUAGGAUUGAAUUCUGAACUCAAAACAACUACGACCGUGCCCUCAACCACGUCGACUACGCACAAACCGUUUUCCACGGAAGAACCCUUAUAUCGGCUGGAUGGAAGCAACGGACAAGCUUGCAUUCUUCUUCAAGUAGAUGCGCUUAUCACUAUCAAAUAUCGUACAAAACUCGGCGAGGAUCAAGAAGCGGAUAUCUACGUACCUAACGAUGCAAUUGUGACCGGAAAUUGCGAUAAUGAAAACACAGUGACAAUGUCAUUGAAAUGGGAAGCCUUCGUAUUAUCUUGGAGCUUCGCUAAGACACCAGGUGGUGAACGCUGGUACGUCGAGAAAAUCGAACUGACCUAUAACUCCAGUGACAAACACUUUGAACAUAUUGCUCAGCCAAACAAGACUAUUCGACUGAGUACCGGCCAGAAACAUAGCUCCAUGCUAUUUCCCACACCGGUCGGAAAAUCGUACGCUUGUGCCGAAGAAACAGAAAUAGCGCUCACCGACGGCAAAAAUCAUGCCACCGUACUUUUGAGAGACAUGAAGCUGCAACCGUUUAAGUUCAAGAACAACGAGUUUGCUGUUGAAUUUUCAUGCACCUCAUUAAGUGCGCGGGCCAACAGAGAUGAGACUGCGCCAGUUGCAGUUGGCUCUACCUUGGCCGCUGCAGUUCUCUUAACGAUCACCGGUUAUGCGGCCUAUCGAUACUUCAAAGUGAAGAAAGUUCAAUACGACACGAUGGAAUAAACAAACCCCCGGGGAUCCCACUGUCAUGUCGAUGCCAAAGAAGCAGAUUUCGCCAAAAAUUAACAUCGCUCAUGAGUGAGCGACACAAUUUUUUUCGACAUUAUACGCUAGUCGUUUCUGGAAAAGAAAAAGGUGUGUUUUCUCUGAAAUUUUUCCUUUCGGAUAUUUCUCUUUUAAUAGACAUGAAUAUACGACACACAUAUUGACAUAUCUUGUAAUUAUCAUGGAAGGGAUCCGCGAUGAUCUUCGAAGAUACCGAAUGAGUCGAUUAACAGUCAAAUUAAAAUCCGGCUUAGAGCGGGCUCCGUGAGACAAGAUAUCGCGCAUAGAAAUUUUUUAGAUAGACAUAUCUGAAUACAUAUCCAGAUUAUCCCAUCAGAAACGUUAAAAGAUAUAUUUUAAAAUAGAUUUUUAUUACUUAAAGAAAAUUAGAAUCUGAACGUGUCAUAAAAGUAAAAUUGAUUUUUAUUAAUUAAUAUUAUAUGAUUUAUUCUACCGUUUUUGAAAAUGUUAUCGCUAUUUGAUUCCAUUGUUUUAAAAGAAAUAUUUGUUUCAUAUUUUCUUAUAGAUCAUUUGUCUUCAAAACCAGGAAAAGAUCUUGAUGUUUAUAUCGUGACGUUUAUCAAUUUUAUAAUUAAAACAGUCAAUCGAGCAUUAAUACAUAAUUAUAUACACACGGAAUUAGAUAUCAUCGAUUUAUGCGGUAAGUAUUUAUUAUAAAAGUGUCGACAAAUGAUGUAAUGCAAUUUCAUUGCUAGUAUAUGCGCGACAUAUUUGUCAAUCGCAUCGAAUGUCAACAUAUUCGCUUAAGAUUUAAAGAAAAAUGACAUUCGCAUUCGCAAACUCGGAUGGUUGUAUCGAUAGGCUUUCCAAUUCGUAGAUUUUGGUCUACGCAUUGUCAUAUUUGUAUGAGCAUUGGAGAAAAGUACUUUGAAAUCUUGUUAAUCGCGUACAAUUUUUCAUUACGAUAGUUUUUUUGUUGACUACAAGUCUUUAAAUUUCGCAUGAUUUGCUAGAAAAUACACAAAAAAACAUAUACUUUAAUCUCCCGCGAAAUACUUGCAGCAUACAUUUAAGACAAUUGAAUCGUUUCUCUCGGCAUAAUUCUUAUAAUAUAAUGUAUCUUUAUCUUCGUGAAUAUUAUUAUAGGUAUAUAGUAGUAAUCACUAUAUACAUAUAGUAAUAAUAAAUAUAAUACAUAUAACGAUAACUUUAGUUAAUUCAUAUGAAGAAAUCGAAAUGAGACUUUAACAUCUCGGAGACGUGAAAAGGUCCUUCUCGGCAGCUAACGAUGUUAGACGGGUAUACCUAGAUUACAAUUCAUAAGAGUGUAUUAAAAAUGUUAAUACAUUUCGAUGUGACGCCUUAAUUAUCUUGUACAUAGCAAUCCAUAAUUUACAGUUUCGUUCCCAUUUUGUACACCAGUCGUACUCUAUUUAAUUAUGCUUUACUCUCUAUAACGUAGUCUCGUAAGUUACCGGGGUUUGCAAGUUUAAAAAAAUUCUAACAAUAAGAUAUUUAGCUGUAAAUAGAAAAUUUAAUUAGUUCGUCAUUUUCUUUGUUGCUGUUUACGUCUUAAAUGGAUUGAUGAUUUCAACUAGUUUGCAAUUUGAUCUUAAACAUUAUUUGCUUGACUUGAUAUAUUAUUAUACAAAGUAAGAAAUUGUGUACAUAUAUAUGUGCGUGUGUAUACACACGCGCGCACACACAUAUGUACUUAUACAUAGACAUUCUGUAUGUUUGUCAAAUCUUCUUCGGAAUAUUUAUAUGAAUAUGUCAAUUUAAGAAGUGUAAUAAUACAUUUACUGAGAGAGUAAUAAUUUGUAAUAAGGGAGUGGUAUUAUAAAGACACCGUAAAAAUAUUUUAAUUUUUGUCGAUGCGUACGCGCAUCAAUAAUAAAUCACAAACACAUAUCUAUAAAUCAAAUGUAUGAGUGCUGAUACCACGGCUAUGUAUUAUGAAUGAAAUGUUUAAUUUUUAAACAGAAAGAUAAUUAAAAUUUUGAUUCUUACACAAACUUCUAUCGAUCUCUUAUCACAGGAACUUUUGCUCUUCCUGUAUUCUAUACUUUAUGCUGGAUUUUUUCCAAGAAUCCGGAUCUGUAAACUUUCGUAAACGUACACUUAUUAGGAACCUACGAAGAAUUGAUCUUGACGAUAUCCUGGCGUAUAAAAUUCAAAGUUACUGCAAUUUUAUAUUUAUUCAAAUUGCGGUGUUGAGUAGUUAUGAUAUUGCGAGCUUUAAUCAUAUAUAUGAGAUACGAUGGGUGCGAUGUUUAUGAUGAUAAAGGACAAUUUAUUUAUACGUUGAGAAUAGCUGAUCGCUGGCGACGGCACGCGAUGAAUAAUAUAAAUAUUAGCAAGUUAGCAUAUCUAAAUGUAAAACGUAUGCGUCCGCGCGUGCAUGCAUUAAGAAUUAUACAUAUAUUACGCGCGUACAUAUAUGUCGUACAGGUAUAUAAAUAUAUAUAGUAUAUACAUAAAUGAAGAAAAACCUACGUUAUCGAUAUAUGAAUAAUAUAUAAACCUCUGUCUUCCAAGUGCAUAUUAAAGUUAUUUCGUAUGUAAAUAUAUUACGGAUAUCGUAUGUCGUAUUUCCAAGAUUUGUCAAUCGUCGAUUUGUGAAUGUGGCGGGCAGCGUUGUGCGAGUAUCGUGGCGAUUUACCAGAUCUCAAAUAAGAGCUUUGCACCAUCGAUAGAGCCCAGAAAUGACUCGUCGAUUCGACAUCGUUUCGACGUCAACCGACAAGUCAUUUCUUGCUGGGAUGAUCUUUAAUUAAUUUCCUGACUUUACUUAUUUUACAUUAAAUGUGAUUAAUAUGUAUUCCUUGAUUUAAAAGAAAUGUAUAUUAUAAUAAAUCUAGACUGGAUUAUAUUUGCUUUGAAGCAAACGUAUUGUCUGUUGUGUAAAAAGUACUAUGUAAUUCAAUUUAUCACACUUAUUACAUAUCUCGUUAUAAUUUCAAGCUAGUCUGAACCGAAAACCAGAAAGCUGGAAUGACUAUCGUGCGUGCUCGCGGUAUCGUGAUACUAACACAAGGAGGGUCUAGCUGUAGUUAUAAAAAUGUAUUUUUGUGCUAAAGUCAAUCUUAUACCAUAGAUAUUAACGGAUAGCAGCGAUUAAGAAAGUAAGCGGCGCGAUUUAGCGGGUUAUGUCUCGAAGCGAAACGACAAAUUAAUGAGCGGGACAUUCGGUGGAUCUCCUACCGAUUUUGCGCAGUCCUUUAUUUUGUAAAACAAUAUAAGAGAUGCGCACGUGAGGGCAACGCGCAGUGACUUAGACCGCUGAGUCGCGUCGUUUUCACGGUGGAAUGGCGUCAAAUUAUGAAUCAUAUCGCUUGACCUAUAGCCGCAGCGUUAAGUCUUGUAACAAUUAUUAUAAUGCAUAUCCGCGAAGAUUGCGAGAAUUCGGGUUUCACGUAUCAUAGUGUAUCAUACGUCUAUUAAAAUUGUAUCAUAUCGAUAAAAUAAAGGCUGUUAUACAAGUUCACUCAAA
Molecule: messenger RNA, 4697 nt
Organism: Vollenhovia emeryi
Lineage: Eukaryota; Metazoa; Arthropoda; Insecta; Hymenoptera; Formicidae
Product: lysosome-associated membrane glycoprotein 5
Exons: 7
Coding region: 278-1201 (307 amino acids)
Cellular component (GO): membrane
Source: RefSeq, a predicted model, not a curated record